AUGCGCUUCUCAACGUCCGCGGUCCUGGUGACCAUGCUAGGCUGGAUAGGGGCUGCUACAGCUCACAACAUUCAACUCAAAGCUCACUCGCGCGAAUGCUUCCACGAAAAACUCCACAAAGAUGACAAGAUGACGGUAACAUUUCAAGUUGGCGACCGAGAAUUCGGCGGAAGCGGCAAUCUAGAGAUUGAUUUCUGGGUCGAAGACCCUGCCGGAAACCGCCAAUACUUCAAGAACAGUGUUUCAUCAGAAGAUUACUCCUUUACCGCACAAAGAGAUGGAAAAUUCACCUACUGCUUUAGCAAUGAGGCCUGGACAUCGAACUCAAAAGAAGUAUCCUUCAACGUGCAUGGAAUUGUCUAUGUCCCCGAAUCGGAGUUGGCACAGGAUCCCCUAGAAGCUGAAGUCCGCCGCCUUUCCGAAUCGUUGGCCCAAGUCCGCGAUGAGCAAUCCUACAUUGUCGUACGAGAACGAGUCCACCGAAACACAGCCGAAAGCACAAACGCGCGUGUAAAAUGGUGGAGCAUCUUCCAGCUUACAUUCCUUAUCGGCGAGGGCAUUUUCCAAGUGUGGUGGCUAAAGCGAUUCUUCGAGGUAUAA
Messenger RNA from Talaromyces amestolkiae, 600 nucleotides. RefSeq lists its product as uncharacterized. NCBI's taxonomy places the organism in Eukaryota, Fungi, Ascomycota, Eurotiomycetes, Eurotiales, Trichocomaceae. The transcript has 3 exons. Gene Ontology annotation, biological process: protein retention in ER lumen; Golgi organization; intracellular protein transport. The record is from RefSeq and is a predicted model, not a curated record. Gene Ontology annotation, cellular component: Golgi apparatus; endoplasmic reticulum-Golgi intermediate compartment; endoplasmic reticulum. Bases 1 to 600 code for a protein of 199 amino acids.